Molecule: messenger RNA, 934 nt
Organism: Brassica napus (rape)
Lineage: Eukaryota; Viridiplantae; Streptophyta; Magnoliopsida; Brassicales; Brassicaceae
Product: phosphatidylserine decarboxylase proenzyme 1, mitochondrial-like
Exons: 3
Coding region: 528-827 (99 amino acids)
Biological process (GO): phosphatidylethanolamine biosynthetic process
Cellular component (GO): mitochondrion
Molecular function (GO): phosphatidylserine decarboxylase activity
Source: RefSeq, a predicted model, not a curated record
UGGGCUUCGUUCGCAUAUUGUGGUACUGGGCUCUGAAAUUGGAAAAUUCAUCCGGCCCGCUGAAAUGUAUGCCGCCUCUAGACCUAAUACGGCUGAAGUGAAUUUGUCUCUCCUCUCACGAUCUGAUACCGUCGGAUUUAUGGCUUCCUCUUUAAUCCUGUUGAUUCACUCCCCCGGCGAUGUGUCUUCAAAGCGUUCUUUAGAUCUAAGAGGCAUGUGGGUUCAGUAUAAAUAUAGGGGAGAUUCCUCUCCUUGAUUGUGUGGAAGAAAGCAUAGUUUUGUUUUCCUACUGAGCCACCAUAGGAGCGGGUGUAUGAUCCACAAGGUCAAGUCGUAAAGCUCGAGUCCGAAGAGGAAGUUGUUGGAGAGAAAGGCGACAAGUCUUGGUUGAGAGUCUCUUUGGCAUCUCGGAAAUUACGGGAGAGCAUCUCAGCUAGGCCAGUAAGAAAAUAAAACUUAAAACAUCUAAGCAGUGAGUUAAGUGUCAAGAAAAUUGCAACUUAUAAUCGAGUUUUUGUCGCAGUCCGAUGAAAGGGCUCUGUUAUUGUGUGAUAUACCUAAGACCAGGGGACUACCAUCGAAUAUACUCUCCGGCUGACUGGAAUGCAUUGGUUCGUCGACACUUUGCAGAACAGGUCGUGCUUGAAAAGAUAUGGGAACAAGGUUUUAUGGCACUUGCUGCUGUUGGUGCUACCAACAUUGGGUCCAUUGAGAUUUCCAUCAAACCUGAAUUAAGAACACACGAGCCAAAGAAGAAGCUGUUUCCUGCCGCCUUUUUGAUAGUAUGGAAGAAAGCAUUGGUUCGUUUAUGUAUACACAAACGUUAAUGGUUACACCUCCUCUAUAUCCUAAUAAGUCAUUUAGUUUUUUUUUCCUGCAAUUGCUUAGGUUCCAAAUUUAGGUUCUAAUACUAUCUAAAGUAAGGUAUGCUUUU